CAAACUCUUUUAUUACUCUUAAUCUAAUACCCCACCCCACCCCACCUACCCCCCCCCCCAAAAAAAAACGCUCAAAACAACAACUUAAAUUCCUUUCACUUGCAUGUAAUAUUCUUAAGAAGUGUAGCAAAAUCAAAACUCCCAUUUCUCCAAAAACACUUUUCAUUUCUUACAAGUUAACAUACUAUAUUUAGUCACAUACACUCAUACUAAGGAAGAAAAAAGAAGAAGAAGAAGAAGAAAUUCACAUUCAAAAGGUUUUCACAAGCAAAUCUCUUACACAUGUCGCGAUUUGUGAUUUUUCUCUUAUUUUUUGUGGUGGCUAUACCUAUAACCAAUGGACUAAACCAACGAAAACUCGAUGAGGGUGAAAAUAAAUGUGGAGGUUGUCCUUGUAACAAACCUUGUAUUCCACCUUCUCCUCCACCACCACCACCGUCAUCACCGCCGCCGCCGCCGCCAAAGAAACCACCAAGUGGCUAUGAUUGCCCUCCACCUCCUUAUUCCGGUGGCGGCGGCGGUGGAGGUGGUGGUGGUUCAAAUAUUCCCUAUCCUCCAAAUUCACAAUACAUAUAUAUGACUGGUCCACCUGGCAAUUUGUACCCCGUUGACCAUGAUUUUGGUGGUGCAAAAAGAAGCUUUUCUAGUGGAUUUUCACUUUUAAUUGGUGGAUUUUUCUUGGGAUUGUUUUAUUUUUGGUGAAAUUCAACAUCAAAUCAAAUAAGAGGAAGAAGCAGCAAAUUUAAGAGAUCAAUAAUUUUAGUGGCUAUGAAUAUUCUAUAUAUGUUAUAAGGUAAAUUGGUCUUUAAUUAAUUGGCUGUAAUCUUGAUAUAUUCAUGUGUUUCAUAACCUUAUAAUUUUUCUUCCACUUUUUUUUUUUUUGGUAAAAUCAAAUCGUCAAACCUUAAUCGAGAGAUAUAUUAUCAUCUGUUCA
Solanum lycopersicum (tomato) is the source of this 934-nucleotide messenger RNA. RefSeq names its product U1 small nuclear ribonucleoprotein C. The record is from RefSeq and is a predicted model, not a curated record. NCBI's taxonomy places the organism in Eukaryota, Viridiplantae, Streptophyta, Magnoliopsida, Solanales, Solanaceae.